This is a messenger RNA of Dendrobium catenatum, 872 nucleotides long. Its product is annotated as bidirectional sugar transporter SWEET1a. The record is from RefSeq and is a predicted model, not a curated record. Gene Ontology annotation, cellular component: membrane. Gene Ontology annotation, molecular function: sugar transmembrane transporter activity. The coding region runs from base 128 to 763 and encodes 211 amino acids. Gene Ontology annotation, biological process: carbohydrate transport. The transcript has 5 exons. Lineage: Eukaryota; Viridiplantae; Streptophyta; Magnoliopsida; Asparagales; Orchidaceae.
UUGUUCUGAUGUUCAUUUCAUUUGUAGGAAAUGCCACUGCUCUCUUCUGUUCUUGUCUCCCAUCAUUACGUUCCUGAGAGUUAUCCGGAAAAAAUCCACGGAGGAUUUCUCCGGCGUUCCGUAUAAUAUGACCUUGCUCAACUGCCUCCUCUCCGCCUGGUAUGGAUUACCCUUUGUUUCACCAAAUAACAUGCUCGUGUGGACAAUUAAUGGCACUGGGGCGGUCAUUGAAGCCAUCUACGUGCUCAUUUUCCUGAUCUAUGCACCAAAAAAGGUGAAGGCUCGCAUGUUUGGCCUACUGGCGCUCGUUUCCUCUUUGUUUGCUGCUGUUGCUCUCAUCUCUGUGCUCUCCCUCCAUGGCCACACACGAAAGCUUUUCUGUGGUUCAGCUGCCACUAUCUUCUCUAUUUGCAUGUAUGCCUCGCCUUUGUCUAUCAUGAGGCUAGUGGUGAAGACAAAAAGUGUGGAGUUCAUGCCAUUCUUCCUAUCUCUGUUUGUAUUCUUGUGCGGGACUUCAUGGUUUAUCUACGGGUUGCUUGGCCAUGAUCCUUUCAUCAUUAUACCAAAUGGUUGUGGGAGUGCUCUGGGUGCAGUUCAGCUGAUACUGUAUGUGAUUUACAGAAACAACAAAGGAGAAAUAUCUGCUGCUACUGCUUCGAAAGGCGAAGCAAUUGAGAUGGGCGACGUUAAACCAUCGCAGGAAAAUGUUUAUAAUAAUGAGAAGAAGAAGCAGAAUGAGCGCAGUGAAAAUGAACAGGUCUAAGUAGCUAUGACAAUUUGAAUGAUGAACACCAUCACAAAGAACAUAGAAUGAUUGAUGGAUUGUUGCAUUGUUGUUGCUAUUGAUUGCAUUUUGCUUAUAUCUCUUCAUU